UUUCCUUUGGCUUCGAAGUCUGGCAAGCUAAAUUCAGAGCAUUUUAAAACGUGGUUGAAGGAUGUCCUCUACCCUAACAUUGGUCAACAAAGCGUUCUUCUGCUUGACUCCUGGAGCGGACACUGCAGCGAUACAAUUGAAAAAACGAAACCUGCCGACAAAAACAUUGUGGCAAUAAUGAUACCAAAGGGAACUACUGGUCGAAUCCAACCUUUGGAUGUCUAUGGUUUUCGAGUAUGGAAAAAUUUUGUGAGGCGUUUUUCUGAUAUUGUCCUUUUACAUAAUCAUGACGUUAACCUUCAUUCACGGAAUUAUAUCAUAAAAUUGCAAUCACUCGUGCAUAAUCAGUUGUCUUCUCCUAGAUAUAAAAGCCUGUUUCAAUAUGCAUGGUAUAAAAGUGGUUAUAUCGAUGAAAGAUUAGAAAACUUCCCAAACCUGGUUAAUUUUGCCUUUGAAAGCUGUUCAGUUAUGAAAUGUAAUGUUUGUGGUGCAGCAGCAAUAAUACGGUGUUCUUGGUGCAAAAAAGCAUUUUGUAUAAAGCAUUUUUUCACGAAUACCACUACUGUAAUAAAUAUGAUCAGUAAUAUUAAAUAAUCU
Molecule: messenger RNA, 597 nt
Organism: Orussus abietinus
Lineage: Eukaryota; Metazoa; Arthropoda; Insecta; Hymenoptera; Orussidae
Exons: 2
Molecular function (GO): nucleic acid binding
Source: RefSeq, a predicted model, not a curated record